CCUACAUUAUAAACUCGAGCACAGCGUGAAUAACAUAAACCGUUGUAUAAUUAUAGUAAUGUAAUCGCCAAUAAUAACAAUACUGUUAUUAUUAAUGUUAUGAGCAAUUUCUUGUGUUUCAUCCUGCAAUGUCAAAAUAUAUUUCUGCAAAAUCUGCACAGGUAGAUUUUUCCGACAAGCGCGGCGAUCUGAAACAUUCCACAUUCAGACACCAACUCGCUUCAGACAAUCAGAUAUGGCUGAUCACCGAUGUUUGACUUUCCUGCUCUUUCUUCGUGGAUUGUAUUUCCUUUUUGCGCUGAGAAAAACGGACCAGAACUUAGGCCUGAAGGACAUCUACAUCCUAGGGUUAUUCCCCUUGGAGGGAGCUUGGAAUGGUGGAAUGAGUAUCCAGCCAGCAACUGAGAUAGCUAUCGACUAUGUUAACGAACACGCGAAUGUUCUUCCAGGGUAUCGACUAAAAAUGAUAUGGGAAAACACAAUGGACUUGGCGUCAAGAUCAUCGCAGAAACGAUAUGUGAAGAUCAAAAGUUCCUCGCUGUACUUGGAGAUGGGUGUUCAAUCGUUUCUAAAGCUGUGGCAGAGGUGGUACAUUUCUGGAAUCUGGUACAGAUUUCGUACAUGUCUACAUCAUCAGCUUUAUCAAACAAAAGGAAGUUCCCCUACUUUUUUCGAGUCGCCAAUCCCGAGCAGAAAUUGAAUUAUCCACGCAUUGAAGUAUUGAAGUAUUUCAACUGGACCAAGGUCACCACGGUACACCAGUCAUACCAACUCUAUGCAACGAUGAUUGAAGAACUUGGGAAACUCAUGACCAGGGAAAACAUUACGAUUACUAAACAAUACCAGUUCAGUGAGGACCCAAAACCAAUUGUCGAUCUAUUAAAGGUGAGCUGGUCUGCAUAUCCCAGAAUAAUAUUUUCUUGUUUUUUUAUUACGUAUCAAAGCUUAAACCCUAAAUUAGCAAUCUGAUUACAAUUAGCUCUACUGGUCUCGCCAGUAGAUCUAACAGCAUUACGUGGACUCCCAUGACCAGGUGACAGUUCAUUUAUAAAUAACAAUUUA
This is a messenger RNA of Gigantopelta aegis, 1062 nucleotides long. Its product is annotated as gamma-aminobutyric acid type B receptor subunit 1-like. Bases 469 to 969 code for a protein of 166 amino acids. The record is from RefSeq and is a predicted model, not a curated record. Gene Ontology annotation, molecular function: G protein-coupled GABA receptor activity. Gene Ontology annotation, biological process: G protein-coupled receptor signaling pathway; gamma-aminobutyric acid signaling pathway. Lineage: Eukaryota; Metazoa; Mollusca; Gastropoda; Neomphalida; Peltospiridae. The transcript has 5 exons. Gene Ontology annotation, cellular component: membrane; G protein-coupled receptor heterodimeric complex.